Molecule: messenger RNA, 3171 nt
Organism: Penaeus indicus
Lineage: Eukaryota; Metazoa; Arthropoda; Malacostraca; Decapoda; Penaeidae
Exons: 8
Coding region: 115-1479 (454 amino acids)
Source: RefSeq, a predicted model, not a curated record
UCGUCGCGGGCUUUCAGUGGAGCAUUAUGCUUUUCUUAAAGUCCUUUCUGUGAGAGAAUCAUUUACGUGAGAGAGGCAUCUUAAGAAGAUCGAUUUUUCCCAAAGGAAAACAGAAUGGCUUUCAAGAAAAGGGCCAUACAAGGUUCCAUAUUAAUUGCUGUUGCUAUGUGGACAUUAACACAGAUGUUAACGACCAGGGAAAGAGCUGCGAUCAAGAAAAAAAAUCUAGAAAACCGGGCUUGGCCAGAAUCAAGCGCAGUUAUUACAAAUGCUAAAAUGGAAGUCGUUUCUGGCAUUCAAAUAAAUGAAGAAGUAGACGGAGACUUACUUAAAAUCGGAGAUGAAGACGUAGGUAACGUACAAACAGGUGUCGAUGACAAACUUGAUGAGGAGACAGAUGUCCAAGUGCAUGAAGAAGGUGAAGGCGAAGAAGAAGAGGAAGUAGAUGAUAAAGACGCAGACGAAGUAGAGUCGCGAGCAGAAGUGGGUCUCGAGGAUCUUGGUCUGAAGCUUCGCAACUAUAGUCUCCCGGGGUGUCGCUGCGCCAGGCUGGGCAUCGACAUGGGCGACCUCCGGCGGGCGCGGGCGGAGGCCGCGCGGCGCCCCGAGAGGUUCCCGCGCUGGUUCCUCCGCCGCUUCGCCUUCGCCGGCGAAUCCACCUGCUCGGACUUCGCCACGCAGCGCGGGGGGCGCCAGAGGGUCCUGUCCUUCUGCUACUUCAUAACCAAAGGCAAAACCGUGCCGGGGACACCGCUGUACAGAAAGUACAUGAAGCAUGCAUAUAGAACGGCUGGGGACAUCAAGCGAAUCUACCCCGGCUGGCUGAUGAGGAUCUACCACAGCGUCACCGCCGAGGACCUGCAUGGCACCGAGGAGUUGUGUCGCAUCUUCUGCGACCACCCGCACGUCGACCUGUGCUUUGUGCAUGACCUGCCCGGCAUUGGGAAUUUGUCUCGCUUCGGCGUCGUUGGCAGGCUGUGGCGCUACGCCCCCAUGGGGGACCCCGCCGUCGAGGCCUUCCACUGCCGCGACAUUGACAGCUACGUCCUGGAGAGAGACGCAGCGGCCGUGAGAGAGUGGCUGUCGUCGGGCAAGACCUACCAUGCCAUCCACGACCACCCAUCAAAUAGCGCCCCUCUCAUGGGAGGUCUUUGGGGCGGCUGGAACAGGGACCUGAAGCUCAUGAAGCACCUGCGAGAAACCUUGUACAACGCAACCAUGAUGGACUUUAAACCCCUGGAUCAGGUGCUGCUGAGGAAGAUUGUAUUUCCCGCCAUCAAGGAUGACCUGCUGAACCACGCGAGCUACCCGUGCCAGGUCGCCCGAAUCGGCCCGUCGGUGCCCAUGCCGACGCAGCGCCAAGGGAUCGAGUUCUGCGGCCUCAGCGCCUUCAACCCCUACCAGGGCAUUCUCUUUCGGGAGAGGGACUGUCCCCUCGAAUGCCGCCCGAAGGAGCACCCGGACUGGGUUAAAUGCUAGACGGAGUUUUUCCUCAUCGUUUACGUCUGUUUGUCUGUCUGUCUGUCUGUCUGUCUCUCUCUCUCUCUCUCUCUCUCUCUCUCUCUCUCUCUCUCUCUCUCUCUCUCUCUCUCUCUCUCUCUCUGAAAUAUAUAGAGUGUAAUAAAUUGCAGGAAGUGUAUCUCACUAAUUUGUCACCAAUGUGAUGUUGUGACAGUUUGUGUUCCUCUGUGAAGGUACCGCUGGUUUGUUUCUUGGGAGCUGAGUCAAACUUGUCGCAAUUUCCUUACGUUCUUAGCACAGGAGUGUGGCAACUAGAGUAAAGAGGACAGGCCUGGCAGAGACGUCCAGGCAGGAGCAUCUUGCCAGGCCCGCAAAGGCGAGCGGUCUGUGAUUUUGUUAACCGAGCCGAUGCAGAAAGCAGAGUGACUUCGGCUCUGAGUUUUUGAGGUGAUCACAGGUCGUUUUUGUACAAUACAGUAUGGAAUUUUCACUGAACAUAAGAAAAUGGAAAACAUUAGUCUUUAGUGGGAAUGUCAGUGGUCACAUGUUUGGAUUGGGACACUGGAUAUGUCAGUACAAUUAAAUCGUGAACAUUUGAUAACAACAAUAUCGUCAAUAAUGAUGAUUACAAACAUAAUGAUUCAGAAUAGGUAUUUUCUAACACACAUUUUGAGCAUAAUCAGGAUGUAAGUUUACAUGUAGUUAUAAAGUGAUUAGCGAUAAGGAUCAAUAUAGUUUGCUCUGGGUGCAUUUGUCAUUGUCGUUCCGCUCUCGGCGCAGGCCAAAGUUGGCUCAGGCAGUGAGCAGUAGAGUGCUGGGUACCGUGGAAAGUCGAAGGGGGAAGGUCAUUAAAUGGCUCCACGGAUCCUCCACUAGAAGCAAAAAUUAGUAUCUUAAUUUCUCGACUUGCUUGACACAAGAGAUGCCAGUCAGUAGGUAUACCCCAGUGAUACAGAGGAAAGUAGUGAACAACAAAGCCACUUUGCUGUCUUUGUUUUGCUUUACACACUGUCUGCUUUUAUUUCAGAGGGCUGAUGUAAAGGACUACAUUGCACCAAAUUUCUAGAUAUUCAAAGCUAGACAUUCACGCAUCACGCGAGUGGAUACCCUCAUACUGGAAUAUCCUCGUGUCGAUCAAUCAGCCAAACACGCACUUUCUUGAAUAAUUUUACUUUGCAGUUACAUUAUAUCUUAAAUGAAUAGCCACUGUACCUUGUCGAUCAAACAGUCUAUUAAUGCUAUUAUAGCCACUGUCAAGGUCUGCGAUAUGAUUAGUCAUGUAAAAUUUUUGUUUUGCUCUUUACCAAUCUAAUGAAUGACGGCAACAAUUGCCAUACAACCGUACAGGCUACUUGACAAUGCCUUUAGUAUCAAGUCAAUUCUCUCUCUUCUCUCUCUCUCUAUCUCUCAUGGUUCUACUAUUUCGUAUUUUUCAGUUCGUGUUACAAGUGAUGCUUAGGAUCUGCUUAUGCUGUUAUAGCGUAUAACUACAAGACAGUUUCCGGUUUGUUUGUGAGAAACUGCAUUCCUUUGACAGAUUAUAGACUUUUUCUUGUAGAAUCCCGAAACCCCUAAGAAUUUGAUACAUUGUUGAAUGUUGGUUCGUAGUCGCUACAGAACACUGUAUCAUUGAAGUUUGAAAUGACAAACAAAGAUAUGAAAUAAGAAAAGUUGUUUUGUUUAUUUCAUAUAAUAAAAUUAAUAGAAAAC